GCCUCAGCUGUGCCCCGCUCGCCUCGGAGAUAAAUACAAUUUCAAUCCACAAAGGAGAGCGGCGCAAAAGAGCUCUUUCCUCUCUCACGCUCAUCACUCUUGCCUGCCCUGAGAAAUUACAAUAUUCAUCACCAGACGAACAGCCCUCUGUAUUCUCCCUUUCACCAGCAAAGAAGCUCAAUUUCCUCUCAUUUGCGGAGUUCCCAGGGUUCUUGAGCUGUGCCCAGGCUGACAGGCUUUUGAAGAUGGCACUGUAACAGACCAGUGAUGCCUGACCAUGAGAGCACAGCCCUCUUAAGCAGACAAACCAAGAGAAGAAGAGUCGACAUUGGAGUGAAAAGGACCUUAGGGACGGCGUCCUUGGAUUUCACCCGAGCGAAAGCCAGCAUAUUCAGUGCCAUGAAUCCCCAUGGACCCGAACAGGAAGUGGAGUGUUCGGUGGUGCAGCACGCGGACGGGGAGAAGUCCAACGUGCUCCGCAAGCUGCUGAAGAGGGCCAACUCGUACGAGGACGCCAUGAUCCCCUUCCCCGGAGCCACCAUCAUCUCCCAGCUGCUGAAAAGCAACGUGGCCAAAAACGGCGGCAGUGACGCCGGCUUCCCGGGAAGCGGUCUCUCCAGCGCGGGCUCCGAGAUCCACCAGGAGGACGCCUGCAGCAACUCGUCACGCGAGUCUCCACGUGAGUCCCUCUCGCCCUUUGGCAGACCCUCUGUCAGCCAGUUUGACUCGGAGAGGCUCAGCGACGAGCACCUGCGGGCCAAGCGCGCCCGGGUGGAGAACAUCAUCCGCGGCAUGAGCCACUCCCCCAGCGUGGCCGCGCGGGGCGCCGGGGGCCCGGAGGGGGACCGCGACGGGCCGUCACAGCAGCUCCCGCCCAGCCCGCGUGAGAGCUACUACCGGGAGAACAAGCGCAAGCAGAGGCUUCCCCAGCAGCAGCAGCAGAGCUUCCAGCAGCUCGUGGUCACGGCCCGCAAGGAGCAGAAGCACGAAGAGAGGCGGCAGUUGAAGCUCCAGCUGGAGGACAUGCAGAAGCAGCUGCGGCAGCUGCAGGAGAAGUUCUACCAGGUCUACGACAGCACUGACUCGGAGAACGACGAGGACGGCGACCUGUCGGAGGACAGCUUGCGCUCGGACGGCGGCGACCGCCGGCGGCGGCGGCAGGACCCGUCAACGGCCGACCGCGACCGCUCCGACAACGAGAUGUCCGACCUGGACCCGGCGCGGUUCCUGGACCGGGCGCGCACCCUGCUCCACGAGCAGGCCCUCAUGGCGGAGGGGGAGGGAGACAAGCCGAAGCGCGAGGGCCCCCGCGGGAAGGGCCAGGGGCCGCCCCCGUCCAUGCACGCCGAGGGCAAGCAGCUGGCUGAGACCCUGAAGCAGGAGCUGAACACGGCCAUGUCCCAGGUGGUGGACACCGUGGUCAAGGUGUUCGCCAAGCCCCCACCGCGCCCGGCCCCUCAGGUCUUCCCGCCGCUCCAGGUGCCCCAGGACCGCUUCGCCAACGUCAAUGGCGGGGAUAACCCCAACUUCCACACCGCCAACCAACGGCUGCAGUGCUUCGGAGACGUCAUCAUUCCUAGCCCGCUGGACACCUUCGGCGGCAUGCCGAUGCCCGGCGCCAAUGACCAGACGGAAGCUCUGCCCCUGGUGGUCAGAAAGAGCUCUUCGGAUCACCAGUCCACAUCAAUGCCCAACCACGGGAGCCAUCACCACCACCACCACCACCCCUCCCUGCACCCCUCUCCGCUGUCUGCCACGGUGGGCUUUAGCCCUCCCUCUUUUCGACACCCCUUCCCCAUCCCCCUCAUGGGCUACCCCUUUCAGAGUCCAUUAGGCACCCCCUCGGGUGCCUACUCGGGCAAAGACAGGUCCUCCCCCGAGUCUCUGGACCUGUCCCGGGAGACCACCAGCCUACGGACCAAGAUGUCGUCCAAUCACCUGAACCACCAUCGCUCCUGCUCCCCCCCCUCACACCCUGGCAGCACGGCCGAGGGGCUGUCCUUAUCCUUAAUCAAAUCCGAGUGUGGGGACCUUCAGGACAUGUCUGACAUCUCGCCAUAUUCAGGAAGUACAAUAUCCUUUAAAAAAAAAUUUUUCCAAAUUCAGGAAGGACUUUCACCCAAUCAUUUAAAGAAGGCUAAGCUGAUGUUCUUCUACGCAAGAUACCCCAGUUCCAACAUGCUGAAAAUGUUCUUCUCUGAUGUGAAGUUCAACAGGUGCAUCACGUCCCAGCUGAUCAAGUGGUUCAGCAACUUCCGUGAGUUCUACUACAUCCAGAUGGAGAAGUUUGCCCGGCAGUCCAUCAACGACGGCGUGACCGGGGCUGAGGACAUGUGCGUCAGCAGGGACUGCGAGCUGUACCGUGCCCUCAACAUGCAUUACAACAAGGCCAAUGACUUUGAGGUUCCGGACAGAUUCCUGGAGGUGGCUCAGAUCACGUUACGGGAGUUUUUCAAUGCCAUUGUCGCCGGUAAAGAUGUUGAUCCCUCCUGGAAAAAGGCCAUAUACAAGGUCAUCUGCAAGUUGGACAGCGAGGUUCCUGAGAUUUUCAAAUCUCCCAACUGUCUGCAAGAGCUACUGCACGAGUAAACAUUUCCAUUUCUACUCUUUUUUUUGUUUUUGUUUUUUUGAAUGUAUGAAUAUGAAGUAGCAUUCCCAAUUUGAGGCCCCAGCUGUUCUGGAAUGACCUAGCUGUUCCAUUUUUGUUUUCUCUUUUUUCCCUUUCCUCUGAAAAGACUUUGAAACCCAAAUGGGUGUUUUUGACUAUGUGAAUCCCCUUC
Conger conger (European conger) is the source of this 2780-nucleotide messenger RNA. RefSeq names its product prospero homeobox 1a (gene prox1a). The record is from RefSeq and is a predicted model, not a curated record. Gene Ontology annotation, biological process: regulation of transcription by RNA polymerase II. Gene Ontology annotation, molecular function: DNA-binding transcription factor activity, RNA polymerase II-specific; RNA polymerase II cis-regulatory region sequence-specific DNA binding. Gene Ontology annotation, cellular component: nucleus. Lineage: Eukaryota; Metazoa; Chordata; Actinopteri; Anguilliformes; Congridae. Bases 268 to 2589 code for a protein of 773 amino acids. The transcript is spliced from 5 exons.